Molecule: messenger RNA, 318 nt
Organism: Staurois parvus
Lineage: Eukaryota; Metazoa; Chordata; Amphibia; Anura; Ranidae
Source: the annotation of a GenBank genome assembly
GCAGCACUGGUGGGUGGGCACAGGUGGGUGGCACUGGUGGGCACAGGUGGGUGGCACUGGUGGGCACAGGUAGGUGGGCACAGGUGGGUGGCACUGCUGGGCACAUGUAGGUGGCACUUCUGGGCACAGGUAGGUGGCACUGCAGAGUGGCACAGGUGGGGGCACUGCUGCUGGGCACGGGUGGGCGGAGCUAGUGGGGGCGCACUGCUGGGCGGAACUUGCGGGUGUCACUGCUGGCACUGCACCGAUCAUCAGGGCACUGAUGGAAACGUGUCAUUGGACACCGCUGAUCACGUGGUAAAAGGCCGCUGUGAUUGG